Messenger RNA from Notothenia coriiceps (black rockcod), 1056 nucleotides. Its product is annotated as epidermal growth factor receptor kinase substrate 8-like protein 2. Gene Ontology annotation, molecular function: actin binding. The record is from RefSeq and is a predicted model, not a curated record. The annotation marks the transcript as partial. Gene Ontology annotation, cellular component: ruffle membrane; vesicle; plasma membrane. The transcript is spliced from 10 exons. Lineage: Eukaryota; Metazoa; Chordata; Actinopteri; Perciformes; Nototheniidae. Gene Ontology annotation, biological process: Rho protein signal transduction; regulation of Rho protein signal transduction; positive regulation of ruffle assembly.
GAGGAGCGUGAGUUACACUGAGACUCAGGACAGGUUUUACUCUCAGUAUAAACACACUUACAGGCUGCUAACAUCAGGGACAACGACUGGAAGAGUAUCAACCUUGAAAGCUCGUAUAGCUUUCUCAAACCAGGCAAAGGAUGACAAACAUCUCACGAUAUCUUGUCAACCACCUGCUGACAUUCUCUCUCAAAGAUGGUGAGGUGAUCAAUGUGGAGGAGGCCCAGGCCCGGCUCUCCUUCCUGGCUCAGAGCAAAAAGCUGUGGAGUCAACAGAUGUUCCUGGAUGUUGGAGUUAAGGCCGUUCAACUCCGAGACAUACAGAACCAGGAUGAGCUGGAGAAAUACCCUUUCGCAUCCAUCUUCCGCUGCGAUGCCGUACACACAGAGAAACACUUCCCGUCCCUCCUCCAGCUGGUCUGCCAGAGUGCAGAUCAGAAGAAGCCCGACAUCCUCUUCUUCAACUGCGAGGAUGUGAAGGCACAACAAAUCUGUGACGACAUCGCACGCGCAGUUUCUGCUCCUUCCACCGGCAGGAGUAAGAAACCUGAUGCUCUCAGGCUUCCUCAGAGUGGGGGGGGUAUGAUCGACCCGUAUGAAAUCCCAAGCCACCCCAUCCCACAUGCUCCAAACGCCCCUCCAGCCAACCCUCCACCUUACCCUGGACCCAGAGCGAACGGCAUAAACGGCGGGCAAGACAUUUCCUUCCUGCGAGCAGAGAGAGAAGUGGGGAUCCUCAAUCACUGCUUCGAUGACAUUGAGAACUUCAUGGGCAAACUGCAGCAGAAUGCGGACGCUGCCACGGUGCUCAACCAGAAGAAGAAGAAGAAGAAGAAAAGUAAAAAGCAAAGUGCUGAAGAAGACUUACUCACUGCAAAAGCCCGCCCUCCAGCAGAGGAGGAAUUUGUCGAUGUCUUCCAGAAAUUCAAAUAUUGCUUCAGCCUGUUGGCUCGUCUGAAAUCAACAAUCUCCAACCCUUCAUCAGAAGAGCUCGUUCACCACGUGUUAAAACCUUUGGAUAUGGUGAGUGCUUUAACCAUCCACGCCUCCACCUGUU